Messenger RNA from Linum tenue, 342 nucleotides. The record is from the annotation of a GenBank genome assembly. Lineage: Eukaryota; Viridiplantae; Streptophyta; Magnoliopsida; Malpighiales; Linaceae.
GUUGCUGAAAGUCCCGCGGGCGAAAAUGAUGAGGGUCGCAAGAAGACGAAGGCAACUUCGCUGACCGAGACAGUGGAUUUCUCUCCCCACUCCUCCCUGAGGGAGGAUUGUGCCCGCCGGAUGCUUCACGAGUUAUCCGGUAAGCUUCUCGUCCCUCCUGAGUAUACGGAAGCGGAAGAUCAUUCGACCAGGCACUGGGUGGGGACCGCUGCCCGCUUCCUUUUGGCGGCUGGCGUUGGCUUGUCCCAAAUUGGGAUGACCAACGAGAAGCUCCACAUGGCAAGCUUGCGCGACGAAGUGGAGGCGGAAAAACUGCGAAAGCGGAUCGGGGAGCUGGAGGCG